GAUACACACAAUAUGGCAGAGUCACCUACACGAUUUAUGGAACGACAACUGAUUGUCAUGACGGGAUUACGGCUGGAUACCCCCUGGUGGUUUGGGUCGACAUGACUCUGGUUUUUGACAUUUUUCUCGCUCUAUUUUGUUUGUUUUUUGCCAGCGCCAAAGGGAUAUUGAUGACGACCAUGUACUAUAUGGCAAAAAAGGGUUGGGCUGACUUUGGGUUUUGGGGAAUGAUAGAAAAAAUGGCGGCCAGCGGCAAACCCCCUUACGGCUGGGAAGCUGGGCUAUUUGAUGACGAUAUGAACUUGACGACCUGCUUUAUUAGCCACAACAUUCUUUUAUUCAUUUCUUUUGUGGUCUAGUUAGAUUUCAUAUCAAAUGAGAUGCUUAUAACAAAAUGAUAUGCUCUUGCAGUUGAUAUUUUU
Molecule: messenger RNA, 422 nt
Organism: Fusarium redolens
Lineage: Eukaryota; Fungi; Ascomycota; Sordariomycetes; Hypocreales; Nectriaceae
Exons: 1
Coding region: 102-359 (85 amino acids)
Source: RefSeq, a predicted model, not a curated record